UUUAGGAGGGAAUACUGCCAUUCUGGUCGUGGGUGUGUGGAGUGACGCAGUCCUUAAUUUGCAUAUAACCAGGGAUAUAUAUAACUUCGCUAGUCGUUCACUCUCAAUUUAUCAUAGUCGAGGAAAUUAACAUGCCAGACCCAGCUAAACCUGCUCCCAAGAAGGGUUCUAAGAAAGCCGUGACCAAGACUGCUGGCAAAGGAGGGAAGAAACGCAGAAAGUCCAGGAAGGAGAGCUAUGCUAUCUACGUGUACAAGGUCCUGAAGCAGGUCCACCCUGAUACUGGUAUCUCUUCCAAGGCGAUGGGCAUUAUGAACUCCUUCGUAAACGACAUUUUCGAGCGUAUCGCCGGAGAGUCUUCCCGCUUGGCCCACUACAACAAACGCUCCACCAUCUCUUCCAGGGAGAUCCAGACUGCAGUGCGCCUGCUGCUGCCCGGUGAGCUGGCCAAGCACGCCGUGUCCGAGGGAACAAAGGCUGUCACAAAGUACACCAGCUCCAAGUAAAGUGUUAAUGUAA
Molecule: messenger RNA, 519 nt
Organism: Alosa alosa (allis shad)
Lineage: Eukaryota; Metazoa; Chordata; Actinopteri; Clupeiformes; Clupeidae
Product: histone H2B-like
Exons: 1
Coding region: 132-506 (124 amino acids)
Cellular component (GO): nucleosome
Molecular function (GO): DNA binding; protein heterodimerization activity; structural constituent of chromatin
Source: RefSeq, a predicted model, not a curated record